CUAUGGCUGUCUUGCGAGUCACGACCUCAACACGAUCUUCCAAUCUGACCAACAACUUAACAAGUGAACCACAAGAAGAAGAAGAAGAAGAAACUGUAGAAGGUGAGAAGAGGUAGAAGCAACAAAGUCUCGCGAGGGAAACCAGAGAAGAAGCGUAGCUUAUGGUUUCCGGAAAUUCAAUUCCAACAGAAGCUUUCUACUUGGAUCCAACGGGAAUGACUCUCCCUGGAAUCGGCUCUUUAACUACCACUACAACAGCCACCACCGCCACCACGACAACGGCUUCAUCCGAUGAUCCCUCCAAGAAGAUUAGGAAGCCCUAUACAAUCACCAAAUCCAGAGAGAGCUGGACCGAGCAAGAGCACGACAAAUUCCUUGAAGCUCUUCAACUCUUUGAUCGUGACUGGAAGAAAAUAGAAGCAUUUGUUGGGUCAAAGACUGUCAUCCAGAUACGGAGUCAUGCACAGAAGUAUUUUUUGAAGAUUCAGAAGAAUGGAACAAGUGAGCAUGUUCCUCCCCCUCGGCCAAAGCGAAAAGCAGCUCAUCCAUACCCACAGAAAGCCUCUAAAAAUGCUCCAGUGCCCUCACAAGUGGCAGGAGCAUUUCAAUCUUCAGCUGCUCUGCUCGAACCGGGAUAUGUUCUCAUGCCAGAUUCAUCGUCAAUGCUUGGAAAUCCUAUUACGAGUACAACCACAUCUUCAUGGGCUCACGGUUCUGCUCCACCAGUCAGUAUGUCCAAUGUAGCGAAAGAUGAUAUGGGAUCUGCAGGGCCUACAGUUGUAAAUAAUUGUUGCAGUAGCACUGAGAGUACUCAAAGGAUGUGGCAAACUUGUGAAACAGCUGAUCAAGGGAAUCAAGGUCCACCAGUGAGAGCUAUGCCAGACUUUGCUCAAGUAUAUAGCUUCAUUGGAAAUGUCUUUGACCCGAACACUAGUGGCCACUUGCAGAAGCUAAGGGAGAUGGAUCCAAUUGAUAUUGAAACUGUGUUGCUGUUGAUGAGAAACCUUUCCAUCAAUCUGUCGAGCCCUGAUUUUGAGGAUCAUAGAAGGUUGCUUUCAUCAUAUGAUAUUGACACAGAAGAAUAAAUCUGGUGGUACAAACAGCAUAUUUAUGCAGAUGAGUCGGUGCUCCUUCAUUUGGUAAGAAAAUUUUUGCACAAGCUUUUGCUGACAUUGCAAGGUGGCAAAAAAAAUAUCUGGACAGAGGUGGAACAAUCACUUGCUCUAAAAUCAAGAUGCGCUGCUUGUAUGUAUGUACUUUGAAUGGUUUGGCAUACUAGGUAGAAGUAGCAUUUUAGGUGCAGAUUGGUCUAAAGACUUUCCCUGUAAUAGUGUUUGUUUAUGUAUUCUGUCGGAAGGUCCUUUGUAAUGCAGAGAUAUUUGAGCUCAAAGCCUUCUUGGAGCUGUAGUAAUCUGGAAGUCAUCCUGUACAGAGUUGGUUUCUGUGUCUUUUUGAGUUUUGAAUGUAUAUUUGUUGUAAUAUACUGUUUUGAGUUUUGACAGAAAGGGAUUCAAGGGAAUAAUGAUUUGCUUUAGAGACCA
Molecule: messenger RNA, 1541 nt
Organism: Macadamia integrifolia
Lineage: Eukaryota; Viridiplantae; Streptophyta; Magnoliopsida; Proteales; Proteaceae
Product: protein REVEILLE 6-like
Exons: 8
Coding region: 162-1085 (307 amino acids)
Molecular function (GO): DNA binding
Source: RefSeq, a predicted model, not a curated record